AUGUGUUUCGCACUAUCAGUUGCUCUGAUCAGCAGCAAUGAUAGUCCGGACUAUAAUCCGUGCGACAUCUCGCAAUGGCACCCAUCGCAGUCGCCGCUACUACAACCACUGAAUCCCUUACAAACCUCAAGACAUCUGUUGUCUCUCCUGCAACCUAAUACUCUCCACGACGUCAUCGCUCAAGCUGUUGACCGUUAUCCGUCGCACGAGCUUGGUUUCGUAACCUCCUCGGCACACGACUCCUCUAUUCAGACGAAGACCUUCAGCGCGUUCAACCAAUAUGUUCGAAACCUUGCACGUGCCAUGCUAGAGUGGGGAAAACCUACAGGCUCAGUCGUCGUCGUGUACCUGACGGAGCACGAAGACAAUAUGGCUGCCUGUAUGGGCAGUCCUGCACUUAGCGCGCAACAGGCGCACAAGGAGGGCCAUGUCGCUCACAUCAAGAACUUAUUUGGGUCUGCUACUUGGCUGACCAACGACCUUGGGGCUGAGCAGAUCAGCACUAUUUCUGGUCUGGAGAUUCACCUACUCUCCGAAUUAAAAGCAUCGGCGGAGACAUUUAACGUCUCAGCUGACUGGGUUGCGUACGAGGCUAAGCCAGACGACGAGGCGAUCCUGUUCCUGACUUCAGGGUCGACUGGAUUCUCGAAGGCAGUCGUGCACACUCACCGCACGAUCCUGGCUGCAUGCCGUGCCAAGGGGCAAAGCUACGGCCUAACUUCAGAAUCUCGAGUCUUGAACUGGGUCGGAUUUGAUCACGUUGCAGGAUCGUUGGAGAUGCACAUCACCCCUCUGCUAUAUGGUGCUUCGCAACUCCACGUGCAUGCAUCUGCUAUCCUCGCUGAUCCCCUUCGGCUGCUGCGUUUGAUCGAUGAAAAGUCGAUUGAACUUGCUUUCGCCCCGAACUUCUUGCUCUCCAAGCUCACGCGUGAUCUGGAGAAGCGCACUGACCUCUUCGGACACUUUGACUUGUCCUCCAUCAAGCGGAUCAACAGCGGUGGUGAAGCUGUUGUUUCCAAGACUGCGCAAGCGUUCGCUGCCACUAUGAAACAGCUUAGCAAGAAUCCUUCCGCUGUAUCGUUCGUCAUCUCUGCUGGGUUUGGAAUGACAGAAACUUGCGCCGGAUGCAUUUACGAUCCUGUAGAUGUCCUCGCAACCGAGCCUGCUCACGAGUUCCUUGAUCUCGGGCGACCUAUCAACGGUUGCGAGAUGCGCAUCGUUGACCCCGCAGAUGGCGCCACCCUGCGCCCCGACGGAGAGAGCGGCGAGCUUCAAGUUCGCGGACCAAUGGUUUUCUCCUCCAGCUUCGUCGAGGGAGGCUGGUACCGCACCGGUGAUGUUGGCAUCGUCGAGAAUGGCGUCAUGCGCCUUAGUGGUCGUAUCAAGGACACCGUCAUUGUCCAUGGUGUCUCAUAUGGUAUCCCUGAGCUCGAGACCCACCUCCAGACCGUGGAAGGGGUCACACACUCAUUCCUCGCUGCAGCUCCCUACCGUGCUCCUGGGCAGGAGACCGAAGGGUUCAUCAUUUUCUACUCGCCAACCUUCGACCUCGAUGGAGCAGACGCUUCCACAAAGCUCUUUGCUACGCACAGGGCCCUUCGGGAUAUCUGUGUGAAAAUGAUCACCCUGCCGCCUCAGUUCGUCGUUCCCAUCCCUGUGAACCAAAUGGAGAAGACCACUCUGGGUAAACUGUCUCGUGCGCGUUUGAUUAGUCUCUUCAAGCAAGGUCAGCUUGCUCAGCACAUCGCCCGCUCUGAAGAGCUUCUCAGCGAGGCACGCGGCGCUACAUAUAUGCUAGGCAUCUUCAACCUCGCGGUUGGCGAGAUGUCGGCGAGCGAUAACUUCUUCGAACUCGGCGGUACUUCUAUUGAUGUUAUUAGGCUCAAGCGUGAGGGAGAAGCACAUUUCGGCCUGCCUGAAAUCCCCACUAUCCAAAUCCUCAAGCACCCUGUCAUCUCGAGCCUCGCCAGCUAUGUCAACACCCUGCUCUCUAAGGAUAGCCAGACUGAGGAGUACGACCCCAUCGUUCCCCUCCAGCUGACAGGAAACAAAACGCCAAUCUUUUUCGUUCACCCUGGUGUUGGAGAAGUUCUUAUUUUCGUCAACCUCGCCAAAUACUUCCAGAACGAGCGUCCCUUCUACGCUCUCCGUGCUCGUGGCUUUGAGCCCGGCCACCCCUUCUUCACCUCCAUGGACGAGAUGGUGUCGUGCUAUGCUGCAGCAGUCAAGAAGACCCAGGCGGCGGGACCAUACGCCAUCGCGGGCUACAGUUACGGCGGUGUUGUCGCGUUUGAAGUUGCCAAGCGACUCGAGGCCAUGGGCGACGAAGUCAAGUUCGUCGGUCUCAUCAACAUCCCUCCUCAUAUCGCCGACCGCAUGCACGAGAUCGACUGGACAGGCGGGAUGCUCAACUUGUCGUACUUCCUCGGCCUCGUGUCGAAGCAUGAUGCUAAUGAUCUUGCGCCUGCUCUGAGAUCGAUGACGAGGAAAGAGCAGCUCGAGGUGGUGUGGAAGCUGUCCCCCCCUGAACGUCUCGUCGAGCUCCAGCUGACAGCUGGGAAGCUCGACCACUGGGUGGACAUCGCCGGGUCCCUGAUCGAGUGCGGAAAAGAUUACAACCCAUCAGGCUCAGUUUCCGCAGUCGACGUUUUCUACGCCAUCCCUCUCCGCGGCAGCAAGUCAGACUGGCUCAACAACCAGCUCAAGCCAUGGUCUGGCUUCAGCCGCGGCGAGCCAUCAUAUACUGACGUGCCUGGGCAACACUACACGCUCAUGGACUUUGACCACGUCCCACAGUUCCAGAAGAUUUUCCGUGGUCGUCUCGAGGCUUGUGGCCUAAAGUUUGGACAGACGCGGAAAUUCAAAUUCCCAGAUACCCUCAAAAGAGUGGAACUCGUUCGGGAUUUGCCGUUGUUUAAAGUACUCGGUCCGCUACAGGCACUGAUGGAAGGAGCGAAAUGA
Molecule: messenger RNA, 2961 nt
Organism: Suillus subaureus
Lineage: Eukaryota; Fungi; Basidiomycota; Agaricomycetes; Boletales; Suillaceae
Product: atromentin synthetase
Exons: 12
Coding region: 1-2961 (986 amino acids)
Biological process (GO): biosynthetic process
Source: RefSeq, a predicted model, not a curated record